Symbiodinium necroappetens is the source of this 1575-nucleotide messenger RNA. The record is from the annotation of a GenBank genome assembly. NCBI's taxonomy places the organism in Eukaryota, Dinophyceae, Suessiales, Symbiodiniaceae.
GCCUUCGCCAAGGCCGUCACAGCAUGCGACGCGGCGCGUGCCUGGCAGCACGCACUUGUCCUGGCAGAUGUCAUGAUGGAGCAAGGCCACGGGAAGUGCCUCGCUGGGGUGCAUGCCCAAAUGAUGUGGUGUCGUUCGAACGGGAGAUGGAAGCGUGCUGUCGGCCUGCUGGAAGACAUGAAACCUCGGGAGCUCGCGCCCUCCAGCGUGACCUAUGCCCUAAUCAUCGCGGCUUGCCGGCUGUCGAAGGAAUGGAGGUGGCCCCUAAGGCUGCUUGCUGCACUGACAGCAGAGCGCUUCCCUUUGGACACCCGCAUCUGCGGUGCGGCAGCAGGCGCUUGCCACCAGGUUGGCCACUGGCGUUGGGCCGCAUGGGUGCUGGAGCAGCUUUGGCAAAGCAGGGGCCAAGGCCCCAGCACCGAAGACAUCUCCCUGAAUUUGGCACUUGCCACUUGCAAGGAGGGCCGGAAGUGGCAGCAAGCUCUUCAUAUGCUAGCAGAGGCCGGCAGGUUGGUUUGGGACGAUGUGGCAGCCAGCUCCUUGAUUAAAGCCCUUGGCCCACGCUGGGCCAUCAGCCUUGCUAUCCUCGACCGGGCCCCUGGCAUCUCAGCCCGGGCUGCGGCCAUUGCCUCCUGCACGCAGGCGCGGCAAUGGAAGCAGUCCUUGGCACUGAUCACCGGGCAGAUCGAUGCAGUUGCACUCAGCUCCGCUGUCAACAGUUGUGCGCAGAGCACAGAGUGGCAGAGGGCCCUUGCUUUGGGGAGCAGUUACGCUAAUGAUUGGUACCAAGAUGGCAUUCUAUGGAGCUCCCUGCUCAGCGCAUGUCAACAUGGGAGUGCCUGGGACGUGGCCUUGGAGCUCUUCGGGCAGAUGCAGCAUACUACAGGCAUGCACCCGAACUCAGCCGUCUUCGGGACCCUCCUGCGAUCUUGCAGCUCUUCCUACCGUUGGGAGGAGGCAUUGCAGCAGGCAUUUUCAAUGAAGGAUCAUCGUCUGAUGCCGACAGCCGUUUGCACAUCCGGCAUCCUUGCGACUUUGGUGGCAGCCGGCCAUGCUGACAGCAUGCCACGACUCAGCCCUGCCAUACGCCGUCUCCUUUCCCUGGCUUUGGUGACGGAAACAUGGCAGCCGCCAGUGCCCCAUGUGCCUGGCGCAAGCAAUGUGGAAUGCGUUGUACUGACGGAGCUUUUGGAGGGUUGGCAAUGGUGGAGCAAGCCACGCAGCUGCGCGAUGGCACGCUGCUUUCUGACCCCACUGCAAGCCGGGCUCCGGGCUCCAGAGCUUCCCGCCUGCCGCGGUGUGCUAGGUGCUACCUGCACCAUGGGUGCAGCUUUGGUACGGCUUCAGUGUGAAGCGUCUCAUUCUGCAGGAACCAAAGCGGCGAGAAAGGCUGAGCGACUUCGGAGCACUUCGUGGUUCGAACAACUCUCUCAACAGCGGACAGCUCCCUUUUCGAUCGCAAGCUUUGCCAAACGGCACCUACCGCACCAAGACGUAAGCCAUGUGUACGAUUCUUCGCCUCUGAGUCCUGAGACAGGUUUGGCGUCAGAUGACGCUCAGUUUAGUCAGACUUGA